AUCAUAUAUAUGUAUGUAUGUGGGUUUCAGUUAUAUAUACGCAAGACAAACUCGGAACUAUACAGUUGUGUUCUGUGAACAGUUUUCAUUUUGGAAAAAAAAUGUACUCAAAAUAUUUUGUAGUACUUUUAUUAAGCGUUGCAUACACCGCUAACGCGGCUUACGCACCGUUCAUAAAAAAAUGCAAAUGGGACGAUUCGAAAUGCAUUAAGGCAACGGCACAAAAUGCUAUCCCAAUACUUGCAGCCGGUAUCCCAGAAUUGGGAGUGCAAAAACUGGACCCCUUCAGAAUGGAAACUUUGGACGCCAGUUCCCCUACCCUUAAACUGCUUCUUUGGAACAUUACUGGCACUGGACUUAAGGACUGCUUAGCUAAAAAAGUGAAGCGUGACAUUGGACAAUCUAAAAUCACUGUGAAACUGCAGUGUACCGUCGAUUUUGUUGGAAAAUAUGAGAUGAAGGGACGUCUGCUGCUACUGCCUAUUGAAGGAAAGGGUGACGCUCACGUUGUACUCAGGAAAGUAGUAAUCACCGCUGACGUUGACAUCGGUGACAACCUUGGCCGUGACGGAGAGAAACACUGGAGCAUCAAGACCUGGAAACACACUUACGAUGUAAAAGAAAAAUCUACCAUCGAACUGGAGAAUCUCUUUAAUGGAAACCAAGUUUUGGGUAACGCCGCCCGUACGAUGAUUGAGUCCAGCAGCAAUGAAAUCGUGAAGGAAAUCGGCCCUCCGAUAAUCAAGGCCAUCAUUAGCAGGAUCAUUGAACAAAUUGAGACCUUCUUCGAGCACGUUCCUUCCAGCGAAUUCACUGAUUAAUGUUCCUAUAAACUUUGUCUUAAUUUAUAACAAAAAAUAUAUAAAAAGGUUCGUUUUAAGAACGAUAAUUAUUUAUAAAUCUGCUUCUAAGUUUGAUUGGAAAGGAAAAUAACAUGACUAGUAAAAGUAGGAACUGAAUAUUUUUAUCAUUAUCAUAAUAAACUGCCACUCUUAAGUAAUAAA
Messenger RNA from Spodoptera frugiperda (fall armyworm), 1004 nucleotides. RefSeq lists its product as uncharacterized. The record is from RefSeq and is a predicted model, not a curated record. Bases 18 to 821 code for a protein of 267 amino acids. The transcript has 5 exons. NCBI's taxonomy places the organism in Eukaryota, Metazoa, Arthropoda, Insecta, Lepidoptera, Noctuidae.